AUGGCUGACCCUCCCACCACCCCGGUUCCUCCUCCAACAAUCUUACCGGACCAUCACCGUCAGCCCCUCCAUCUGCCCAUCAUUCACGGAGGCUCCUCCCCCGCCGUCGCACCAUCCUCCUCCGCCACCCCCAACACCAGCUUGAUCCGAGAAUACCGCAAGGGCAACUGGACCGUUCAAGAAACCUUGAUUCUUAUCACCGCCAAGAAGCUCGACGACGAGCGCAGGCUCCGGACCUCCGGCUCCGCCCCGCAAGAACCCUCCAAGCCCGGUGCUGCAUGCAGUUCCGGCAGAACUAGCGGCGAGUUACGGUGGAAGUGGGUGGAGAACUAUUGCUGGAGCCGUGGCUGCUUGCGAAGCCAGAACCAAUGCAAUGAUAAGUGGGACAAUUUGCUUCGCGAUUACAAGAAGGUUCGUGACUACGAGUCCAAAGCUGAAGCCUCCUCCUCCUCCGGCGACUUCCCUUCUUAUUGGACCAUUGACAAGCACCAGCGCAAAGAGAAAAGCCUUCCUUCCAAUAUGGUCUUCGAAGUGUAUCAAGCCAUAAGCGAGGUGCUUCAGAGAAAGCACGCUCACAGAGGAAGCCCACAGCCGCCAUUUUCACAACCCGCCCCUGCGGCAUUACUAUCUCCGUCGCAGCCAAAUCCGAUGACUGUGAUACCGCCACCUCCACCUCCACCCCCGCCUCCUCCCCCGCCUCCGCCUCCGCCUCCACCGCAGGCUCCGGCUGGCUCUACCACCCCGGCUGUUUCAGAGAGGUCGGAUUCUUCAAGCACAGAGUAUUCUACUGAGGAGGAUCACAAUUCAGAAUCGAAACGAAGGAAGAUUCGGAAUCUUGGAUCAAGCAUAAUGCGAAGUGCGUCGGUUCUGGCUCGGGCUCUUCAGAGCUGUGAAGAGAAGAAGGAAAAACGGCACCGAGAACUGUUGGAGUUGGAGCAACGGCGGCUUCAGAUCGAGGAACACCGGAACGAAGUUAACCGGCAGGGCAUUGCGAACCUCGUUGUGGCGGUGACCAACCUCUCCGGUGCGAUUCAGUCACUCGUUUCUGAACGCCAUGGCCAAAGAUGAUGAAGUGUGGCUGCAUGCAUGCAUGCUUGCUGCUCCAUAGCUUAUGUGAAUUACAAUUCAAAAAUAUAAAUUCAUCAUAUCAUAUCACCAGCCAUUCUUUCCCACAUUAAUUUGGUUUCGGUAAUCUUGAUUCAUCAUUUGACAGCUGAUCGAUGAAAUGAUCCAUUCUUUGAUGAACAUAUUUUCAAGGGACGGUUUAUUCGGUGAUUAUGUAUAUAAUUAAG
This is a messenger RNA of Prosopis cineraria, 1292 nucleotides long. RefSeq lists its product as uncharacterized. The transcript is spliced from 2 exons. Bases 1 to 1068 code for a protein of 355 amino acids. NCBI's taxonomy places the organism in Eukaryota, Viridiplantae, Streptophyta, Magnoliopsida, Fabales, Fabaceae. The record is from RefSeq and is a predicted model, not a curated record.